Molecule: messenger RNA, 492 nt
Organism: Culicoides brevitarsis
Lineage: Eukaryota; Metazoa; Arthropoda; Insecta; Diptera; Ceratopogonidae
Product: cytochrome c oxidase assembly factor 6 homolog
Exons: 2
Coding region: 108-365 (85 amino acids)
Biological process (GO): mitochondrial ATP synthesis coupled electron transport; respiratory chain complex IV assembly
Cellular component (GO): mitochondrion; respiratory chain complex IV
Source: RefSeq, a predicted model, not a curated record
UUAGAAAUUGUCUCGAGCAAUGUCAUUUCAUUAAAUUUCAUGCAAAAAUAAAAAUAUUGAAAAUUUCGAGCAUUUUCAAGCCAAUUUAACACAAAAACUCACACGACAUGUCAUUUCCCGACAAGGAAAAACGAGACAAAUGUUGGUCAUCCCGUGACGAAUACUGGAAAUGCCUUGACAAGUACAGUCCGGACUACAAUCCGCAAUCUGGUGAACCGGGUCCCAACGAGUGCAAGCAAAUUAGAAAAUUAUAUGAAUCAUCAUGUCCUAACCAAUGGGUGAAGCACUUCGACCGGAAACGAACGUACGAAAAAUUCAAGGAGCUAAUGAAGAAGGGUUACGAUCCAGUUGAAGACCAAAAAUGAACGCUGCUUGCUAUUUUUUUAUUAGUUACUUAUCCUUAAAAAAUAAAAAACGUCGUUAAAAGUCGAAAAAAACGUAGAAAACACGAAAAAUUACUAUUUAAAAAAAAUAAAUAUUAAUUUUAAUUAA